This is a messenger RNA of Ictidomys tridecemlineatus (thirteen-lined ground squirrel), 2424 nucleotides long. RefSeq names its product olfactory receptor family 6 subfamily Q member 1 (gene Or6q1). Gene Ontology annotation, biological process: G protein-coupled receptor signaling pathway. The record is from RefSeq and is a predicted model, not a curated record. Gene Ontology annotation, molecular function: G protein-coupled receptor activity; olfactory receptor activity. Gene Ontology annotation, cellular component: membrane. Lineage: Eukaryota; Metazoa; Chordata; Mammalia; Rodentia; Sciuridae.
UUCAGGUUCAAGUUUACUGCCUCCUCUAGGAAGACCCCUCAAGACUGGUUGAGCUUCCCUGCUAUUUCCUUCCAUAAUAUCCUGUCUCAAUCCUAUUCAACCCUUUUCAUUUUGUUCUGAAAUUGUCCAUUUUCCCGUGCCCCUCAGACUUUGCGUUUUUUGUGGGUGGGGGCAGCGUCUGACUUCACCUUCCUUUUCUGCCCUGGAAGGUAUUACAGUCGGCAUCCUCUUAGGCUCUCUUGGAGUUUUCACCAUCGGGAAGGCUAUGAGUCUACCAAGUUCUCCCUCCCACCUAUGCAGCCAUAUACUCAAAAUUGGACCCAAGUAACACAGUUUGUCAUGGUGGGCUUUGCUGGGGUGCAAGAGGCACGCCUCCUUUUCUUUGCGCUUUUCCUCACCAUGUACCUGUUCACCUUGGCAGAGAACUUGGCCAUCAUAUUAGUGGUGGGCCUUGACCAUCGGCUCCGGAGACCCAUGUAUUUCUUCCUGACACACUUGUCCUGCCUUGAAAUCUUGUACACUUCAGUCACAGUGCCCAAGAUGCUGGCUGGUUUUAUUGGGGUCGAGGGGGGCAAGUAUAUCUCCUAUGCUGGCUGCCUGUCCCAGCUCUUCAUCUUCACCUUCCUUGGGGCAACUGAGUGUUUCCUGCUGGCCGCCAUGGCCUACGACCGCUAUGUGGCCAUCUGUAUGCCUCUCCGCUAUGGGUCCUUGGUGUCCUGGGGCACCUGCAUCCGUCUGGCCGCUGCUUGUUGGCUGGCAGGCUUCCUCACGCCCAUUUUGCCCAUCUACCUCAUGUCUCGGCUGGCAUUUUGCGGCCCCAAUGUUGUGGACCACUUCUUCUGCGAUGCCUCGCCCCUGCUGGCCUUGUCCUGCUCGGAUGUCACCCUGAAGGAGACGGUGGAUUUCCUGGUGUCUCUGGCUGUGCUCCUGGCCUCCUCUGCCGUCAUCGCUGUGUCCUACGGCCACAUCGUCUGGACGCUGCUGCACAUCCGCUCGGCUGCUGAGCGCCGCAAGGCCUUCUCCACCUGUGCGGCUCACCUCACAGUGGUGGGCCUCUUCUAUGGCACUCUUUUCUUUAUGUAUGUCCGGACCAAAGUGGCCUCCUCCAUCAACUUCAACAAGGUGGUGUCUGUCUUCUACUCCAUUGUCACACCAAUGCUCAACCCCCUCAUCUACAGUCUUCGGAACAAGGAGGUGAAGGGAGCCCUGGGCCGAGCCUUUUCCCUCAAGUCCUGGAAGAGACAGUGAGGAGGCAGAUGGAGGAUACCCAGCCUCCUUUUCUGGGGUCUCCAAAAGGAGCAUGGUAAGGACUAUGGGAGGGAGGUGUGGCUGGGUACCCAGGAGUUAUAGACUGUGCAAUAGUUAAAGGAACAUGCUGUGCUGCUAUAACAAGAGAGGCUUAACUACAACGUAGCAUUAAGAAUGUAGGAUAUUUUGUCUUCCUGGCGGAAGUCCAUGGUGAGGGUUCCAGGUUGAUGGGUAGCUCUGAGCAGCAGGUAUUCCAAGGUUCAAGUUCUUUCUAUCUCAUAGGGUCAACCUUCCUUAAGAUGUUGGCAAAGUAAAGCCAGCAGGCCAAAUCUGGCUCAGCACAUGCUUUUUAAUGGCCUGUGAGAUAAGAAUGGUUUUUACCUUCCUAAGUGCCUGAAUAAAAAUUAAAAGAAUAAUGUUCCCUGACACAAAAGUUCAUAAAAUUCAAAUUUCAGUGUCCAUAAAUUAAGUUUUAUUAGAACAUAAUCACAUCCAUGUAUCUUGCUCUAAUGACAAUUAAGGCCAUUUUUCUGCUACAAUAGCUAAUCUGAGUAGUUGUGACAGAGAUGACUUGCAGCCCCUGAUCUAGAAACUUCUUGCUGUUUACACGGUCAACACUGGGCAAGAGAGGCCAGAGUAAAACCUGGGGGAGACACACUCUGUGCCUUAACGUAUCUUGAGCAGUUGUGGUAAUGAUCACUUUCACUCACCUUUUUCAGUGAGAAGUGAGUCAUAAGUUACAUCUAAUCACAAAGGAAGUAAAAUUAGUCUCUAGGUGGGCAACCAGAUGCCCAGUUUACUUAUUGUAAAAAAUGGAAGAAAACACAAUUUGAUAGACAACCAGCACUUUCCACCACAGAUGAAAUUCCCAGAAUCAGAGCUGAUUUUCCAUGUGAUUUAUGUUCAUUUGUAAUAUCUGCAUUCUGUGAUUUGAAAUAUAGACCGAUCUUCUCCCAAAUCAGAUGGUGUUUGCAAAUUGAGUUAAAGAGAUCUCUAUGGCAAUGCCAGUUCUAAGUUAUGCUUAAAAAGACAAUUACAAUUCAAGUAGUUCCCUACAUGUACCAAUUGCGUUCCUAAAGGCAUGUAUAAUCACCAUUUGAAUGUGGAUUCCAGAAACUACAGUAAAUGGAAGAAGAAAAUAUUGAACUUGGGACUGAUUGGGGGGAAGGACAGAUU